Rhipicephalus sanguineus (brown dog tick) is the source of this 4008-nucleotide messenger RNA. RefSeq lists its product as uncharacterized. NCBI's taxonomy places the organism in Eukaryota, Metazoa, Arthropoda, Arachnida, Ixodida, Ixodidae. The transcript is spliced from 7 exons. The record is from RefSeq and is a predicted model, not a curated record. The coding region runs from base 835 to 1464 and encodes 209 amino acids.
GUGUACAGUGGUAGAUGCCGACGCGUUUUCCGACUCUCUCGGCGGGCGUAGUAAACAUAUGUUGUACGCGGUGCUUGUGGCGUCGCGCUGACAUUCCGAGAAGAAAGUUUUUGCUCCCGCUGGCCGUCUCGAUUCGAACACCUACCCCUUCCUUGUUCAACCGAUCAUCGCUGCGAAAAAAUCAGACACAUCUGUGUGCUUUCUUCCAAUGAAAUGAAAUGGAAACAUGCUUUAUCGCUGCAGUAUGUGGUGAAUAAUGAUGCCUGCUCCACAAGCCAUUUCCACUAGAGGAAAAGUCAGCAAACUCACUCAGACUCGUAUCAAGCCGUGAGUCUGAGCCUGAGUGACUCUGGGAGAAGCCGGUUGUCGCCCUUGAUGAGGGGGGGCCUGGCUGGCACGAGCCGUCUCGAGGUGAGCUGUGUGCUGCAUUGGUUCUCCCUGUGGAACACUGCCCAGAGGGAGGCCUUCUCUGCCACGCUUCUCGCCCACUUGGCACCCCCCAAGGAAGAUCCCGCCAGUGAACUGUGUGGCCAGCUAGACGCACUGUCGCUUUCGCGCCGCAACUGUCCUUCGGUGCUGCACUGCCAGCUGUCCCUGUGCGAGCUCUACUUUGCCUCCUGGGGACCAGAGGGCCAGCGGGAGUUCCUGCAUACCCUGGCGCAGCGUGACGGUCCUUUCGUGGCGCGCUUCCUCGGCUCCCUGGCACAACGAGAGCCCCUGCUGGCUCAGGCACUGGCCCCGUGACACCCCCCCCCCCCGCCCCCCCCCCCCGCCCUUCCCACGUCAUAUUCAUCGUGGUUUCCCUGAACGAGGAGAGAAUCGUGGUGGGCAAAGAUGCUGAGCCAGAAGGGCCCCGCGUGCAGCGCUGCCGAGCAGUCGGCUUACCUCCUUAGCUGGUUUGGCGAGUACAGCGACCUGCAGCGCGACGACUUCCUGCACGUACUGGCUGAGAAGUACACACCCCUCGGACCGGCCGGUGACGGCGCCCUGGGGCUGUCGCACCUCGCCAUCGUGAACCCUGAUGCGCCACCCUCUCUCUUCCAGUGCCGCAUGAGCCUCUUUGACCAGUGGUUCCAGGGCUGGAGCGACGAGGACAAAGCGAGCUUUCUCGACAGACUACGUUCCCUCGAUCCAGAGUUCGUCGACAAGCUCUCGUCCGUCCCCAACGGCACGGCGGAUCACAGUCCAACCGCACCGCCGAUGCCACCGGCGACGACGACAGUCUUGGUCAACCACUGCACGAGCGUGACGGUCAAUGGGGAUAGUCUCAAGGUCGAUGACGACGAAGAGGUAGAGGAGGAGGAAGAAGAGGAAGGGAACCGAGAGGUUGUCUCGCCGACGGAAGAACCGCAACCGAUGCCGAGGAACGUUGUGUCACCGAGUGCCGGAUCCGUCGAGGAGGAAAGAGUUUCACCCAUGGGAGAAAAGAUAGAAUACGAGGAACAAGACGAGCUAGUGCUCUGAGGUUCGACAAAAACGUGCAUAGCGUGCUAGUGCGGUGACGUCAGUCCAGCGUAUGACUGGUCUUGUAUUUGUGUCAGUGGUAUAGGAUGUCUUCCGCUUUACGUCUUUUCAAGUUGUCUGGCGGGCUUCGGAAAGUCGGUGCCUAGGCCCUCGUAAAAUGUGUAAUUUUCGUUUGACGUUCAUCAUCAGUGGCAUAGCAGAUAUCGAAUGGGGACAGGCAGUUUGAAAGUGCCAGCAGCUGCACAGAGGCUUUAACUAUAUAUGUCUCAGCAGCUUACUUUGCCUGUUCAACUGAAUAACAAUGAUACACAUUACUUUGGCAGCAAAUGUUAAUAUUUCUGGCCACGUUUGGAUAAUACGCGUGGAGCUUGUUUCGAAUCCUAGGUUACGACUUUUCAGCUGUACUUUUGACGAUAACUCAAGAUUCUCUUCACAUGCCUUCAAUAAAUGCCGCACUAAGCUAGUUUAAUGUGUGUGGAAGGUAAAUCUUCGUGCUUCGUGCAGCAAUACUAUUUGUAUGCAUUCCAAGUUGAACUUUCAGGGAUGAGGGACGAUGUCCUUGCUUUUUUUGUGUUGACGAUUAGAAAACAGGUGAAUUCGUUGCCCUGUAUGAGGGCCACUGCGAUGCUCAUCCGUGUGCUGAUACUUGGAAACUUGCAGUCGACGUUCCAUUUGAGGUGAACACGUAGUUAUGAUGAGCGGUUCAUUCGACAGACCUCAAACUAAGCAUGCCGUCUGUUGGUAGAGCUGCCGUCAUACGAGUUGGUUUCGACGCCAAUUUCUGAAUGUUGCCCUAUCUUUAAAGCACAGUUUGGCGUUGGCUUCGGUCUAUAGUAUUUUCCGACUGAAUUUACAUGAGAUCUUCCCCUUGCACUUGCAGUGCCCAGCAAGAGAAAACGUAGAGUAUUGUUUUUUUUUCUAUGUUUUGCCUACUGGUAGAAGCUUCAGCUCUGAUGUCUCUUCCCAUCUUGUAUGCCACCAUUCCAUUAGCUUUUUCAUUCCGUUUCUCAAAGUCCGUGCAGCUAUGCUGUCUCAUUCGUCUUUUGUGGGCGCAGGCCAGAUCUAGCCAGAAUCUUUCUUUCCAUCCUCUUUCUUUGCUUUAAUCCAUACUGUCACACGUGAGAGCUACAGCCUUUUUUUUUUUCUUGCAUUUAUAUUGCAGCUAUUUUACUGAUACCUAUUCGCACACCCGUUAUUGAGCAGUGACUUUGUUGCAUUAAUAGACUACUGAAAAUAGGAAGAAUGCUGUAUUUAAUAAGAGCCAUUACUUAAGCAAUAGUUUGAUGAGACUAUUUGUACCACAUGUAUUCCCAUCUAUGCAUAAAUCAAGCUGCGCAUUGCGUUCUGUUCAACACAUGCCUUGUGAGGCAUAAUUUUAUUAUGAUGUCGCGGAGUUUCUCAAAAACACCUUCCAACCUGUUCAUUCCUCAAGGCAGUUACUGUUUCAUACUGAUGCACAUCUUGAUGACUCUUCUGGCAGCUCUGUGCUCAAGGCAGUUACGCUGUUUUUAGAAUCUCAUCUGUGUCACGCUAUCAGAAAGCAGUGCUUUGUGCUUUAAAGGUAUGUUGUAAUGAAUUGCUGUCUGUAACAGCUGUACUGGCGAAAACGGUUUGCUAAAUAAGAAUUUUUGAAUACAAACAGCACAUUUGGCUCAUAUGCCUUACAUUGCAAUAAGCUCAAGUAGUUUGCCAGGGAAAGAAAACCUGUUUGUGCUUGCCUACUAUGUUCCUGCAGUCAGGGGUGGGGGGUCCAAUAGAUUGUGUCGGGUGCAUUUCACCAGCAAGUGUGUGGUUGCAUACUCAAAACAAAGUGGCUUUUAAGACGUACAGCUUGUAAGUCCUCAUUCCCUAUUGCCGCUUGCCAUUCCUUAAUGCCGCUUGUCAUGAAUGAGAUAGUCAUUUUGAAUGACUAUCUCAUUGUUAUAGUUUGAAUCGCAUAUGACACAUGCCAAGAAUACGAAAAUGUCAUGGCCAAAUUCUCCCAAUCGCAUUUUCCAUGCGUUUUGUAUUUUGAUGUGUUUUGGUGGAUGCAUUCCAAUAAUGCUUAGAACAAUUCUGACCACAUAUUUCUUUUUGCUGAGCUGUUUAUUUGUGCAUGUGUAUGGCAGUAGGGUGCAUUGUGCUGUAGUUGUCUUUGAUAAGAGCAAGAACAACAUUUUAUAACACCUAAUCAUCACAGUUGCUCACUUGUACACGUGUGCAUGCAAGUGUUUGUUGCGAGAAGUGUUUUUAUGCGUGCUGUGUCUCCUGCAAAGUACUGCGUGGCCAAAUGUAUUGUGAGAACAUUCCAUUGAUGCCGAGCUAGCAGACAAUGUGGUGAUUGUGCUCAGGCCAUUAGUCACAGGAGUUUAGUGAGCUAGAUUUUUUUUUUUACUCGAAUAUGCCUCCUUGUAUCUUGUCUUUUCUAGCUCAGUGCAUUCACAAGGACAGCUUGUCUCUAGCAUGGCAGCUAUGUGUUCCCUGGGAAAUCUGUAUCUGCCGAGUGUCUUCAGUUAUACCGCAUAAGCAAUGUUCUUUUGAAGAGAUAGGUUUGCGAAGCAAGUG